Sardina pilchardus (European sardine) is the source of this 464-nucleotide messenger RNA. RefSeq names its product adhesion G-protein coupled receptor G7-like. Lineage: Eukaryota; Metazoa; Chordata; Actinopteri; Clupeiformes; Clupeidae. The coding region runs from base 88 to 408 and encodes 106 amino acids. The transcript has 4 exons. The record is from RefSeq and is a predicted model, not a curated record.
UCUACUACACACACUCCUACUACAAGCUCCAUCCUCUCCACCUCUACAACUCCUCCCACCACUACACCGACAACCCAACCCCCAUUGAUGUGCGACAACGGUGGUCUGCUGCAGGAUGGUGUCUGCCUCUGCCCAGAUGAGUGGACUGGUGUCACCUGCUCUAUUGGAAACGUCUGUAAGAAGACUGUGUUGGAUGACUUUGAGUUCCAGCAAACUGUAAUUGGUUGGUCUGCCUACUCCUCGGAGACAUGCCCAUCGGGUACAACCAAUGCUGGUAUUUCCAUAGCCUCAACUAGAUGCUUGGACAAGGGUGGACUGCCAGUAUUUGACCGCAUUCAGAAAAUUGGAUGCCAAAUAACCCUUGAAGGUAUCCAAGUCAAUUUUAUAACCUUAUAUUUCCCCAGUUGACUGGUUCAAUGGAUGCAGUGGAAACAGAGCGGCUAGCAAGCAGUACACAGAUCCUG